ACGGUUGGAGGGCGCUGGGAAACGAACAGCGAGGCCUUCCCGCGUCGGCGGCUUUGGUCGCGUUAGCGGCGGCCACGUUGUAUGGUCCACCAUGUCGCUGCCAAGGUAUCGCGGCGACGACACAACGGCUUACGAGCGGCUCUCGCAAGAGGAAGACAAGCCAGUGACUCCUGCGCCCAAUACUGCUUUAGCCACGAGGCCAAUUCUUUUGUGCUGCAUUUUGCUGGUGAUCGUGGCCGUGGUGAGCGCAACCAGUGUGCUGGUGACACUCUACGCCAAGGACAGUCUACGCAUCAAGUGCCUUCCCGGCUCCGUCCACGUCGAGGUCACUCCUUCGGCGUCAGCCCUUGGUAAUUUCAGCACAUGGGCCGUGUCUACCGACGCCGCACCAUGCACGUCGGUCGCCAGGCGUAUCUUCCGCAAAGGCGGAAAGACCGUGGACGCCGCCAUUGCCACCUUGCUGUGCAUGGGUGUCGUCAUUCCUCACUCUAUGGGCAUCGGAGGAGGCUUUAUAGCUACCGUCUACUCACGGCCCAAGAGAGAAGCACAAGUCCUCGUCGCCCGGGAAGUGGCUCCUGCAGGUGCCACGAGCGACAUGUUCGUGAACAACAAGAAAGGAAGCCUAUUUGGGGGCCUCGCUGUGGCCGUGCCCGGAGAACUUCGGGGAUACCAGGCGCUGCACCGGCACCUUAAUGGCUCUCUGCCAUGGAAGGAGCUGUUCAGGGACGCCAUUCGGCUGGCGAGGCACGGCUUCCCCAUGGGCGCACAUCUGGCCAACGCGCUGCGGGAGCAUCGAAACGUCGACCCUGCCUUGGAAGAAAACGUCAAGAAAGCCUUCUCGGAUCCCGAGACGGGAGAGUUGCUGGCCGAAGGCGAGCUUGUGACACUCAAGGACCUGGCUACCACGCUGGAGCAGAUAGCCGAGAACGGACCCGACUACUUUUACGAGGGAGAGUUAGCCGAUAAUCUCGUCAAAGAAGUCCAAGAUAAUGGUGGCAUGCUCACGAAGGAGGACUUGAGGCGCUACCAGGUGACUUGGGAGAAACCCGUGACUGCCCGUUUCAAGGGCGGCAUGACCAUGUUCUCGGCGCCACCACCAGCGAGCGGUGCUGUGCUCGCCUAUAUCUUGGGCAUAAUGGACGCGUUCCGGUCGUCGCCGGGAUCUUUUCUGGAGGACAACGUGACCACCCUGCACAGGUUUGCUGAAGCAUGCAAGUUUGCUUAUGCCAGGAGGGCCCUCCUAGGAGACCCUAAGUUUGUUGAAUGCGAGCAGUUGGUCCGCAACAUGAGUUCGCGCCAGUUUGCUUCCGAAGCGAGAUACAAGAUUGACGACGAGCGCACAUUUUCGGACCCACACUACUACGGUUUCGUGGACGAGGUCACAAAGCCUGACAAGGGCACGGCGCACGCCACUUUCUGGGGAGCUGAUGGUGACGUCAUCGUCGUAUCCAGCACCGUCAACUACUAUUUCGGAAGCAUGUUGCGGACUUCGGGUGGAGUGGUGAUGAACAACCAGAUGGACGACUUCUCUACGCCCGGGAUGCGGAACUUCUACGGCGUGGCCCCUUCCGUGGCGAACUUCAUUUUCCCGGGAAAGCGGCCCAUGUCUUCAAUGGCACCUGUGGUGGUUAUCGACGAAAAAGGGGACGUCCAGCUGGCCCUGGGCGGCACGGGAGGUGCGAAGAUCACCUCAGGCGUUGCGCUGGUGAUCCUGCGGGCAUUGUGGCAGAGAAAUAGUAUCAAGGAAGCCAUCGACUAUCCAAGGCUCCACCACCAGCUGAUACCAAAUCAUCUUAUGGUUGAGUCAUUCUUCCCGAAGGCUUACGUAGAAGAGCUACGAAAGCUUGGCCACAAGGUCACCUACCCGAAAGGGAGAUUUUCCAUCAUGAUGGGUGUUAACAAACAUAACGGCCGUCUGUACGCUAACUCCGACUUCAGGAAAGGCGGCACUGUGGAUGGAUACUGAGGUGCUUUUUUAUUGCUGCAUCAUCGUCACUGGAGUGAAUGUGCGGUUUCUUCAGCUACACGGCUGAGGCUAUGGCGUUUGCUGCGACUGGAAAGUGUUGUGUCUACCUCCGUCACUUCGCCCAGGAACACUGUGGAGUGCCAAGAAAAGGCUGUGAAGCUAGGGGCAAGUGGCUUCAACUACGCGAUGUGUUUGAAAAAGAGAAAACAAAGUGGAGAGGGGUAAGGAUGGGCGCGGACGACGAUUCAAGACCGACGUAAGGCGGAAACUUGGGUCAUUUGUGGUCAUGCCAGUGUGCGUCCUCUCAUGUUCUCCUUAUUCUUCUUUUUUAACUAGAAUGUGCCCGGAGUGGAUUAGAAAAGCUUGCCUUGGCAGAUAUCCCCCGGAUGCAAGCAUACGUGAGCCGUGAAGUUUAGCUUUCUGUCGUAAUGACGUAUUCACUCACGUCCAUGACCCGGCGUGACUCGGCAUGGGUUUGUGAAAGUGUUGUGUAAAUACCGAGUUGAGCAGUCAUCGAUAUUAUUGCUGACCCGCUGCCAUUCUGCAUAGUUUCUGCGUGAGUCUGUAUUAACGUAAAAUGUUAAGACUGCUGCACUGAAGAGUGCACUGGGCUCUUAGAAUGCGCAAAGCACAGUGCUGUUGCCAGAUAAGCCGGAUAUCCGUAAGUAUACAUAGGUCAUGCUCAAUUAUUGAUUGCCCUGUCGGCAUGGUGGCCCCGGUGCGGAAAUAGCACAGGUAGGCUACUUUCAAUGUGCCCGGUAUUCAGCAGCUCAUUUUUUUGGCAGCACACGUACUACACCACGUGGAUUGUACAGUACACAACCAAUGCAAAUCAACGCGAAGGAGAAGCAUCUUCUAGCAACGUGCUGCUCAGAAUCUCGUCCACGUUAGAAAUGACCUGUGGCCUGAGAGUCCUGUGCUUACACAAGCAAUAAAGAUGUACACGACGUGACGUAUACACGGGAAGAAUUCAAUUGAUCUUAAGCAGAUCGAGCGACCUUCAAAGCAUACCUCGUACGUUAAAAACUUGUGAAGUGUAGGUGAUCAGUAGCGCUCUGUACAAGUAGCUACGACUUUAGUUUCUGUGCCACAGUCAAGUACGACAACAGUGUAAACUGAUAUUUUUCAAACCUAGUUUGUAACAAUCUUUACAGGCCCUAUAGUCGAAUACAAUUUUAGUAAAAAAGGGGAGGCCCCGCCAAGAUGACCGAAGCGCGACAGUCGAUUGCCUCCGCGACUAAAAUAGUCCCGCUCAAAAAAAAAAAAAGAAAACCUUGCUUUUGAACGCGUAAUUUUUGGUAUAAAUAAAGACUUAUAUUUUGACGACUA
Messenger RNA from Dermacentor andersoni, 3295 nucleotides. RefSeq names its product scoloptoxin SSD14-like. Gene Ontology annotation, cellular component: plasma membrane. Gene Ontology annotation, biological process: glutathione catabolic process. The record is from RefSeq and is a predicted model, not a curated record. Gene Ontology annotation, molecular function: glutathione gamma-glutamate hydrolase. Lineage: Eukaryota; Metazoa; Arthropoda; Arachnida; Ixodida; Ixodidae.